GUACGCAGGUUCCGCCAGUUGAGUCCAGGAAAAGUUGAGACCGACGGCGCAGAGGAGAAGGCUGCAGGAGCCCCGCACCACUUGUUGCAGCCCGCCGAGAGAGAGCUACACUCCGGCGCCUUUUUAUACACACACAUACACACACACACACAGGCACACACAAACAAACGCACGGUGAAACCGUUUUUCCAACAACAGUGUGCGACGGCAUACCAUGACUCCAGCUCUCCCCAGAGAGUAGGCUCGAGUUGAAGUUGAGAGUUGAAAGCCGGCGGACCCUUUUGAGUUCCUAGCUCCCCGAGAUGAACAGUCCGCGGACUGUGCGCGUCCUCGCGGCGCUGUCGCUGCUCGUACUGUGCGUCGCCGUGCGGGAAGCCCGCUCUGCGGCGUGUCAUGGAUGUGUUGGAUCAAAGUGUGACUGCAGUGGAGUUAAAGGAGGCAAAGGUGAACGGGGGUUCCCAGGACUAACAGGUCAGCCCGGCGUUCCGGGUUUCCCAGGACCUGAGGGCCCGAUCGGCCCCCGCGGAGAGAAGGGAACUGAUGGGCCUUCAGGGCCAUUCGGUCCCAAAGGAAUAAGAGGACCUUCAGGAUUGCCUGGAUUCCCAGGAACCCCAGGAAUUCCUGGUCUGCCAGGGCAGGACGGACCACCAGGUCCGAGAGGAACGGCAGGUUGCAAUGGAACAAAGGGUGAGAGGGGAUUCCCGGGAAACACAGGCGUCGGAGGGCUGGAGGGGCGACCGGGGCCUCCUGGUUUGCCAGGAGCAAAGGGAGACCCAGGCGAUGUGAUUUCCACCAACCGCUUCGGAGAGAAGGGGACUUCGGGACUGCCGGGAAUACCGGGAGUACCUGGCAGUACCGGACCCACUGGUUUGCCGGGACCUUACGGCCCAUCUGGACCCAGAGGUUUCGAGGGUCGACCAGGUUCACCUGGACUUCCUGGACCUAAGGGAAACAUGGGGUUGAAUUUCCAAGGACCUAAAGGAGAUAAGGGGCUGCAGGGUUUGCCCGGCCCCCCCGGUCCCCCGGGUCAGGUGGGAGAGCAGAAGAAGCCCCCAGAGUCGGAGAUCCAGAGAGGAGAGAAGGGAGAACAAGGAUUGCCUGGUCAACCUGGAGAUACUGGAAAUCCCGGCACUCCCGGUCCUUCUGGCGGACAAAAGGGAGGGAAAGGGGAAGCUGGCGAGGCUGGUAAACGAGGCAAACCAGGCAAAGAUGGCGACCCGGGCUCCCCUGGCUUCCCCGGAGGCAAAGGAGAGUCUGGCAGCCCCGGGCUUCCUGGGCGGGACGGAGAUAGAGGCGGGAAGGGUGAUCGUGGAUUCCCUGGACCCCCCGGCCUGGUUAUCGGUGGAGAUACAUUUGGGAAGGUCGGGCCUAAAGGUGAACCCGGCUUUUCUGGGUCCAUCGGACACAAGGGAGAGAGAGGAACAGCAGGUUUGAAUGGACCACCAGGACAGCCCGGACUUCCAGGCGGCGGCGGCGGCGGCCAGCCAGGGACCCCAGGCUACCCCGGAGACAAGGGCAUGAAGGGCGAGGACGGUGUCCCCGGUGUGUCCCUGCCCGGGGCCCCAGGACGGGACGGCGGCCCGGGCCCCCAGGGUCUCAGCGGAGCCCCCGGGCUCCCAGGGUUCUCCAGCGGCGGAGGGAACUGUAUCGCCGGCGAGCCCGGUCUUCCCGGACAACAGGGAGAGAGGGGAUACCAGGGAGAGAACGGCAUCAGGGGUGAGAAGGGAGAGACCUGCGUGAACUGUGUGGGAGGCAGCAACCCCAUCGCUGGACCCCAAGGACCAGCCGGAGUGCCUGGCCGCCCAGGAUCGCCCGGAGGUCCAGGAAGCAAAGGAGACCGAGGAUUUCCUGGACAGCCCGGUACCGGUGGACCUGCCGGACCCCCUGGAUCUACGGGAGCCGCGGGCUACCCGGGAGAGAAGGGGGACCCCGGUGAUGCCGUCUCAGUGGGCGGAGUGCGUGGAGAGAAGGGGGACAGUGGGUUCCCCGGCCCCGGGGGCCUGCCCGGUCUGGACGGACGGCCCGGUCGCGACGGAUCCCCCGGACUGCCCGGCCCUAAAGGAGUGUCGGGCUCUCACCAGGUGAAAGGAGAGCGAGGUCCCCCCGGUGAACCGGGUCUGUCGGGCCAGCCAGGGGACAGGGGCUCCCCCGGGUCCCCAGGGUUCGGCCCCCAGGGCCCCCCAGGAGAGAAGGGCAUCCAGGGAGUCUCUGGCAGAUCUGGAGGCCACGGGUCCCCAGGAUCUAAGGGUGAACCAGGUGCGACUGUGGCGGAGAAGGGUCUGCCCGGACCACGAGGACAGGACGGAGACCCCGGCUCACCUGGACAGCCAGGCGGCCCAGGUGGCCCCGGACAGCCCGGGUUCCCAGGGACACCAGGAACUAAGGGGGACCCCGGACUCCCCGGUAUCGGUCUCCCAGGACCCCCCGGUGGCAAAGGAUUCCCAGGUACUCCCGGCCAGCCAGGGUCUCCUGGUGGCGGAGGAAGACCAGGCGUCGACGGACUCCCGGGACAGCCUGGGUUCCCAGGGGCCAAGGGUGACCCGGGCUUCGGGCUUCCCGGCCCCGCCGGUUCUCCUGGGUUCCCCGGGUCUAAGGGAAACCCCGGACCCAAGGGGGAUUCCGGUUUCCCUGGAAACCCAGGUUCUCCAGGACGAUCUGGCUUAGACGGCGGGCCCGGACACAAAGGGGACCCCGGUACUCCUGGCCAGCAGGGUCCUAGAGGCCCCCCAGGAUCAAUCAACCUUGGCUCUCAGGGGCCCCCGGGCCCCCCCGGACCCUCAGGCCUCAUGGGAUCCCCAGGAUUCCCGGGCUCCAACGGGGAAAAGGGAGACCCUGGCCCCCCAGGUCUGGACAGCACCGGUUUGCCAGGAGACAGAGGAUCCCCCGGCUUCCCUGGUUCUCCGGGACCUCUGGGAACCCCAGGACCCCCUGGAGGGCCCGGUCGCGACGGACUGCCUGGACUUCAAGGUGUCAAAGGAGACAUGGGACCAAUGGGAUCGCCAGGACCUUCAGGAGGACCCGGAGGUCCAGGGGGACCGGGCUUCCCCGGACCUAAAGGUGACGACGGUUUUUCCGGAAGGCCUGGGACCACUGGACCUUCAGGUGUGAAGGGAGAGAGAGGAGACCCCGGAGUACAAGGACCUCCUGGGACCAGCCUGCCCCCUCAAGCACUGAAGGGAGUCAAGGGAGAACCUGGCAUUCCAGGUUUAUCGGGCGCCUCUGGUCAGAAGGGAGUCGCCGGUGUACCAGGUGACCCUGGACUAUCCGGCACAGAUGGUCGCCCCGGGCUACCGGGACCCGCAGGUACCAAGGGAGAUUCUGGCAUUCCCGGCACCUCAGGUGGCCCCGGAGCUCCAGGACUGAAAGGAAGCAUGGGAGAGAUGGGAUUCCCAGGACCUUCGGGACAAAAGGGUGGGCCAGGUCAGCCCGGUCGUGGCGGACCCUCGGGACAGCCCGGCUCUCCAGGGUUCCCCGGAAGCAAGGGUGACCCCGGCUCCACUGGAUCGGGACCGCCAGGCAAUCCAGGAAUUAAGGGUGAUCCAGGCCAGCCUGGGUUCCCAGGAGGUCCAGGUCAGAAGGGGAACCCCGGUGGGCCAGGUCUCCCAGGGAUAACAGGGGGACCAGGCUCAAAGGGAGACCCCGGCCUCCCCGGCUUCCAAGGUUCUCCUGGUAUUACCGGUCCCAAAGGUCUGGACGGCGGUCCAGGUGGCCCUGGGGCCAAUGGGUCCCCAGGUAGACCCGGAGAGUCCGGUCGCUCCGGCGGCCCAGGGUUGCCAGGAGACAAGGGUCAGGCAGGUCGUGACGGAAUCCCCGGGCCAGCCGGCACCAAGGGAGAAGCAGGUCUUCCUGGUUAUGGUGGACCAGGAGCUCCCGGUAAUCCUGGAUUGCCAGGUUCGAAGGGAGACCUUGGUCUUCCCGGACCCUCUGGUAGUCCUGGGUUCCCAGGAUCCAAGGGAGACGGUGGCUUCCCCGGCCUCCCAGGACCCCAAGGCAACAUCGGACCCCCUGGGAGCCCUGGAUCAGCCCUUCAGGGCCCCAAGGGAGGCCGAGGUUCACCUGGACCCCCAGGACGAGGAGGUCCCCAAGGUCUGGCAGGCUCUCCUGGUCCGGAGGGUCCUCGUGGUCCGGGAGGCAGCGGUGGCGUCAAGGGAGAUAAGGGAAUUCCUGGCGUUCCCGGUCAACCCGGAUUCCCAGGAUCCAAGGGAGAGUCAGGCACCCCAGGAUUCCCGGGUUCGUCCGGCCAACCUGGUCCCUCAGGUCUCAAGGGAGACAUCGGUCUUCCCGGCGUUCCAGGUUUCCCUGGACCCAAGGGAGAUGGUGGCAUUCCUGGUUCCUCCGGUCAACCAGGAGAGCGUGGUGAUGUUGGACCCGAGGGACCCCAAGGAGACCCCGGUCAUGCGCCCACCAUCCCGGUGAAGGGAGCGCCGGGAGACCCCGGCCCUCCAGGGCUCAACGGAGGACGGGGAGCCCCCGGCCCCACUGGCCUUGAAGGACUCUCAGGCCCGCCAGGUAACCCAGGGGACCCCGGACCAGAGGGACCGCCAGGCUUCAGCGGCGUUCCCGGCAGGAAGGGAGACUCUGGACCAGCGGGACAACCAGGUCAGCGUGGUUACCCCGGCCCCCCCGGUUCCGACGGCCCCCAGGGUCAGCCCGGGACCCCUGGAACGGCUUCCACCGCCCACGGCUUCCUCAUCACCCGCCACAGCCAGGGCCAGGACGUCCCGUUCUGCCCCGACGGAACCAGCCUCAUCUACGACGGCUACUCCCUGCUGUACGUGCAGGGCAACGAGCGCGCUCACGGCCAGGACCUCGGUACGGCUGGCAGUUGUCUGAGGAGGUUCAGCACCAUGCCCUUCAUGUUCUGCAACAUCAACAACGUCUGUAACUUUGCCUCCCGCAACGACUACUCCUAUUGGCUGUCCACGCCUGAACCCAUGCCCAUGUCCAUGGACCCCAUCACUGGAGAGGGCAUCAAACCCUACAUCAGCAGGUGUUCGGUGUGCGAGGCUCCGGCCAUGACGAUUGCAGUUCACUCCCAGACGAUCCAGAUCCCCAGCUGCCCUGCCCACUGGGAGGCCCUGUGGAUCGGUUACUCCUUCAUGAUGCACACCAGUGCAGGAGCAGAGGGCUCCGGCCAGGCUCUGGCCUCCCCCGGCUCCUGCCUGGAGGAGUUCCGCAGCGCGCCGUUCAUCGAGUGCCACGGCCGGGGAACCUGCAACUACUUUGGCAACUCCUACAGCUUCUGGCUGGCCACCGUAGACACCAACGAGAUGUUCAGGAAGCCCCAGUCUGAGACUUUGAAGGCCGGAAAUCUGCGGACGCGCGUCAGUCGUUGUGUGGUCUGCAUGAAGAGGACGUAACGGAACACGGCGUCACACUAGACACGCCCCCUUUCCCUGGCCACAGCCCCUCUGACGACUACAAAAAUAAGCUGAUUGGUUAACGAGGAGUAAUGGGGAGGGGGGGCAAGGCUGGGUGGGUGGUGACCCAUUGUGUGUCACCCUAGUGACGAUGUUGGAUUCCAAUGGUGCAGUGUGGUUAUUAUUUUUUUCUGAGGAAAAAAACGAAAACUUAACUAAAUCUUAAACUUUGGUGCUACUGUGAGACACAGCAUAAACAAAAAAAAAAAUGCAAAUGACGGCCACAAAUCAAUCUAUAUUUAGUGGAUAUUUUUUUAUUUCUGAAAUAAAAGUACCGGUACCUCAAAUAACGCAGCACAAAAACCCACAGAACAAGGUGUCUGGAACCUUUCUGAGAAACUUAAGUGCUUUCACACUCCUCUCUUCUUCAUUAAAUGGAGAGAACCAAAUCCUUCUCUUCCUCUUUUCACGAAAAUCACCUUGUUCAAAUAUUUCACAAAAUGUUCCCCUUUCUCUCGUUCAUUCAUUUGCUAUUCUUCUUUCUUUUCAUUAUUUGACUAAGGAGUGGAUGCUUUUCACGGUCUCACAUCCGCACACUUUAAACUUCGGAACAUCCAAGAAUAAGAGAUGCACUGACGCUUAGCUCUUUCGUUGUAUCUUUUACAGCGUCUUAUUUUCUCUCUUUCUCCUCACCACUUUCUCUAACGCUCUCCCUCUCCCCCUCUGUCCGCUUCGCGCAGAUUUUUACAUUUCAUUUGAUGGUACUAACGAAAUACGUGGAUCACUUCACUAAUAACGCCCUAUGAUUUGCUUCCUCUUAUUUUUUGUAAGUAAUAUAAUGUGUAUAUUGUGUACAACACCUUUUUACUGUAGUAUUUUAGGUCGGAAUCGGUACUAGGUAUUUGUGAUAAAAAAAAAUAGAUUCUGGGUAUUCUUAUUUUUUAGCUUGCUCGCUCAUGCGCUCUCCCGCUCACUUUCAUAACACACAAACACACUCGCAUGCAAACACACACACAUGCAGAACCCAAUCAUUGGCAUCUGCUCAUGAACAGUGACUCAAAAGUUGUACAAAGUGAGGUGCUUACAAAUGAAACGGUAUUUUAUAUAGAAAUGAACUAAAUAUAUAUUUGAAAGGUAUAUUGACUUUAUUUGGCAGUUAUGACACGGCCGAUCACUUACGAAACCACAAAAAGCUAGACUUGAGGCAUAUAGUUGUCAGAGUCUUCAGAAUCACUAUGGGAGCUUUUUCUUUCUAAAAAUGUAGGCUUACUCUGAUUGUGAGGACCGAUCGAGGGAGACUCCAAAACGUAUUGGUAAUCUAGAUACCAGUUCUUCCAAACGGUUUUGGGGGUCGUCCCCACUAACGUGUAGCAGUUUCUUCAAACCCAGGUCUUGCUUUCCAAACCACUCUAAUGGAAAAUAAAUCAUAUAUAUAUGCCCCCCCCCCCCCCUCCACACACACAAACACACACACACACCCUCAAAACCUACUGUGUGAUCCAGUUGAAUCUGGUUUGAAACUGUAUUCCGUAUGUAAAUGUUCCCUAGGUGAUUGGCUCCUCCCUGAUACAAUGUGUAGGACACCAGUUGUACUGUAGGCGGGGGAGGGGGGUGAAGGGUCUGGGAGGGGGUGAUAUUAACCUGUGAUUUUUUUUCUUUUCAAAACCACUUUAUGAAAUUUCUAAUUUUGUCACCCUUGGGUGUGAUAAAAAAAGUGUACUACAUUUUUUCUGUUUUUAUUUUUAUUUUGGUCUCGUUUUCUUUUCUUUUUGUUAAUUUUUUUCAUGUUUCAUGUUAUCCAGAAGUUGUUAUAAACUUUAAAGACUGAAAUAAACACUAUGUCUGACGACUUGUGCUGUCUGACGACUUGUGCUGUCUGACUCAA
Gadus morhua (Atlantic cod) is the source of this 7245-nucleotide messenger RNA. RefSeq names its product collagen, type IV, alpha 5 (Alport syndrome) (gene col4a5). The coding region runs from base 303 to 5360 and encodes 1685 amino acids. Lineage: Eukaryota; Metazoa; Chordata; Actinopteri; Gadiformes; Gadidae. Gene Ontology annotation, biological process: extracellular matrix organization. Gene Ontology annotation, cellular component: collagen trimer. Gene Ontology annotation, molecular function: extracellular matrix structural constituent conferring tensile strength. The record is from RefSeq and is a predicted model, not a curated record. The transcript is spliced from 52 exons.